CAGCUUUUCAACUAAAAAGUAGAUCCAUUUCAUCACUAAAAGAAAAAAGUUUUCUCUAAAAUAUUCCGUUUUUCAGGUGUUCCAGGAUGUGGCUGCUGGUUAUCAUGAUGGUUGUACAAGGCACUGUGAAUCCAGUAGAAUCCAAAAGCAAAACAGAAGUGAAUCCUGAAGUAUAUAUGAAUAUUAGUGAAAAAAUCCGGUACUGGGGAUAUCCUUCUGAAGAAUAUGAAGUUAUUACAAAGGAUGGCUACUUCCUGAGCCUGAACAGAAUUCCAGGAGGUAAACUUGAGGAUGAAAGCUUAAAGGCCACUAUAUUGCUGAUUCAUGGUUUGGACUUGGAAGGCAGUGACUGGAUAGCAAAUCCGCCUCAUCAGAGCCUGGGUUUCAUACUAGCAGAUGCCGGAUACGAUGUCUGGAUUGGAAACAACAGAGGAAACUCUUGGUCGAGAAGACACCAAAACCUUACCAUUGAAGAAGAAGCAUUUUGGGAUUUCAGUUUUCAUGAAAUGGGCAUCUAUGACCUUCCUGCCAUGACAGACUUUAUUCUGCAGAAAACCGGACGGGAUAAAAUCUACUGUGGUGGCCAUGCUCAGGGAUCCACCGUAGCUUUUGUUGCAUUUUCUGUAAUCCCUCAAAUGUCUGAAAAAAUAAAGAUGUUUUUUGCCAUGGGGCCUGCCUACACGCUCCACUUCAGUAUAAGUCCCAUUAUACGAGUGCUGCGUAUGCCUAACACAUUGUUCAAGAUUAUAUUUGGCACGAAAGAAUUCUGCCUGCUGAGUCCCAAACUCAAAGAACUUUUGGCUCAAAAGUGCAGCUGCCAACCGUCUGGUAGAACUGGGGAGUUCAAAUACUUCGAUUAUGGCCCAAAAAACAUAGAUAAAUACAAACAGAUGACUCCACCCUUCUACAAGAUAGAAGAGAUCACAGUCCCAAUUGCUAUGUGGAGCGGAGGACAAGACUGGGUUUGCAGGCCAAAGGAAGCUGCGCAGCUGCGGUCUCGAAUCCCUCACCUUGUUUACCAUAAGGAGUAUCCAGACUGGGACCACUGGGACUUCAUUUGGGGCAUUGAUGCUCAUCAGCAGAUGUACAUGGAAAUCCUUGAUCUGAUGCAGAAAUAGCUGUGGGAUUUCUCUUUUAUUAUGCAAUGACUUUUCUUUAAAACUGUGGUCUUCCACUGACACUAUAGCAGCAUUAGAAACACCCAUGCUGCUACAAGAUUUAAUCUCUGCAACAAAAACAAAAAACUCUACACUUGCACUAUAUAAAAUCCUACUCAACAGGAAGAAAUAUGAUUUAGAAUUUGAUAGACAAAAAUGGAGUGAAGAGUUAGGGGUACAGAUAACAAAUGCUAUAUGGGAGUCAAGUAUAAAAUCAACAGAAAUAGCCUCUAUGGAUCUAAGGCUAAGACUUAUUCAACAGAAAAUAAUAUUCAGAGCCCACUGGACUCCAGUAAAACUAUACCAAAACAAAAAAACAGAAACAAAAACAAAAACCAAACAAGUGCAGACAACUGCUGGAGAU
This is a messenger RNA of Podarcis muralis (Common wall lizard), 1521 nucleotides long. The record is from RefSeq and is a predicted model, not a curated record. NCBI's taxonomy places the organism in Eukaryota, Metazoa, Chordata, Lepidosauria, Squamata, Lacertidae.